AUGGGAGAUCCAGGGUCGGAGGUAAUAGAAUGUGUCCCUCUAGCUGGGCCUGAGGCGUCCGAGUCAACACCAGAGGAAGAUGAAGAUGACAUUCAGUUUGUUAGUGAAGGACCGUUAAGACCUGUCCUGGAAUACAUUGAUCUGGUCAGCAGUGAUGAAGAGCCUAGCGCCUCUCAGAGUGAGAGGGUGCCUGAGUCUCAGGUGCCAUCCUCUGAGAGGCAUCGCCCAGAAAUGUGCUCCAGCUGCAGUGUUCCUCUUCCCAGUGGAGACGGCAGCUCCACCUGUGGGAUUUGCACCAGCAGUCCACAAAGGAUAGUAUCUAAACCUUCUUCUGUUGAGAACCCAUUGGAGAACCAGAAAAAUGAUCAAAGUAAUUCAGAUAUUAAGAUCUCUGAGACAGAGACACUUAAGCCAUCACAAAAUUGCCAGAUUUUGCCUUCAUCUCCACUUCUGGUCCCCCAAGAAUCUUUGGCCUCUUCAGAGGUAAAGGAGGGUUUAGCUGUAGAGUCUUCUGCUUCACAGCACGGACAGGAUGUCAUCCUCUAUCUCCAGAAGCAAGUGGCUGAGAUGUCCCGAGUGAUAUGUGAUCUGCAGUCCAGGAGCUGUUUCCAAUUUCACCAUUCUAGGCCAAGUGAGAACUCUUCGGUUCCUUGUGACAUCUCUAUCUCCAAGGAAGAACAUUUAUCCACAGUUGAUGAAGCUGACCGCAAAUCCCCCUCAGCCGAUGACAAAGGGCAGCCAGCUGACCCUAGUCAGUCUAGUUUCACAGCGCUUUUGAAGAGAAUGGAACAAAGAGGGGUUAUCAAGAGAGUCACGUUACAGUCCCAAGCAGAACCGUGUGAAAGGAAACCUGAUUGUGUGACGUCUAAGAAAUGUUUGGUCCCUCCACUGCAUCCUCUUCUGAGAAUUGCCACCACUGACGUUUUCAAAGACCCUGCCGAUUGCCAUCCUUCCUCCUUCAUGAGACACAGGGUAUAUCCUGUAGCCAAGGAUACCUCUCCUUUCCAACCGAAUCCACCAGCCGGGGGCCCCAUCGUAGAAGCGUUAGAGCACAGCAAGAGAGGAAGCACGACAUCACCUCUGGAUUCUACCUCAAAAGAGAUGGAAGUCAUGGGUUGUAGAUUCUACCAUGCUGCUUCCAUUGCAGCCCGAGCUGCUAGCUACAUGGCCUAUAUGACUCAGUAUCAGCGUAAACUCUGGGAAGACAUGGAGGAUCUGGUCUGUGACCCAGAGUUUGAUCGUGGAAAAGCAAGAUGUAUAAUAUCUGAUGGUAUGGAUGCAGACCUUUGGCAGCUUUGUACUACUAGGGACAUAAUGGACUCUGUGGUGAGAGUUAUGGCCAUGGCAAUAGACUACAGAAGGCAUGCUUGGCUUCGACUCACAUCUCUCCCUAAGAAAACCAAAGAGAAGAUCUCACACUUGCCCUUUGAUGGUACUUCUCUCUUUGGACAAGAUGUGAAUGCUGUAGUUGCAGAAGAAAACAGUAUAAAAGAAAAUGACCGUAAAGACCACAACAAACACUAUAACCAACAUCGAUACUUCUAUAGUCAUGACCAGAAAGCACGUUAUCACAGUAGAGGAUACUCCAGAGGGGAUUGGUACAAACACCGAAACCACCCCUAUAGAUACAGGAAAAAGGGAGAAUCUCCAGAACGCCAUGGGUAUAAGAAUUAG
Hippopotamus amphibius kiboko is the source of this 1674-nucleotide messenger RNA. Its product is annotated as lamina-associated polypeptide 2, isoforms alpha/zeta-like. The transcript has a single exon. The record is from RefSeq and is a predicted model, not a curated record. NCBI's taxonomy places the organism in Eukaryota, Metazoa, Chordata, Mammalia, Artiodactyla, Hippopotamidae. The coding region runs from base 1 to 1674 and encodes 557 amino acids.